This is a messenger RNA of Pezoporus occidentalis (night parrot), 3865 nucleotides long. It is a transcript of the gene SLC15A2, whose product is annotated as solute carrier family 15 member 2. Lineage: Eukaryota; Metazoa; Chordata; Aves; Psittaciformes; Psittacidae. Gene Ontology annotation, molecular function: dipeptide transmembrane transporter activity. The record is from RefSeq and is a predicted model, not a curated record. Gene Ontology annotation, cellular component: plasma membrane. Gene Ontology annotation, biological process: dipeptide import across plasma membrane. The transcript is spliced from 23 exons. Bases 203 to 2392 code for a protein of 729 amino acids.
AACAGAACAACGUUAUUCCGAGGCCAAGAGCUUGUUUCACCAUUUAUUCUCUGUAUGUCACUGUGGUAUAUAAGUGCUGCUGUGGGUAAAAGAAGAAAUAACAUUAUAUUCAUUCCCUGCAUUCAUCUCAAGACACGUCCUGAAAUUUAAACAUUUGAUAGUGCUCUCUUAUUUUGUAUUGACUCACUUCACUUUUUCCCCCAUGGAAGUCUGUCCGUCUGGGGACACUCCACUGACACGAUCCAUUGGGACUUGCUGCAGAUAUUUCCGAGAUGAUCCCCCCAAAGGAGAUUUCCCUGUUCAGAAGAAAUCCCCGAAACUCUGUGGCUCCAACUACCCCCUAAGCAUUGCCUUCAUCGUGGUGAAUGAGUUCUGCGAGCGCUUCUCCUACUAUGGCAUGAGAGCUGUCCUGACACUAUACUUCUUAAGCUUCUUCCACUGGGAUGAGAAUCUCUCCACCGCUGUGUAUCAUGCCUUUUCUGCGCUAUGCUAUUUCACACCUGUUAUUGGAGCCAUCAUGGCAGACUCAUGGCUGGGGAAAUACAAGACGAUCAUUUACCUCUCCAUUGUGUAUGUUGUUGGCCAUCUGAUAAAGUCAGUCGGUGCAAUUCCAUCCCUAGGCAACCAGGUGGUUCAUGUGAUCCUGUCUAUGGUUGGUCUGUUUUUGAUCGCCCUUGGAACGGGAGGUAUCAAGCCCUGUGUCUCUGCAUUUGGUGGGGACCAGUUUGAAGAGGAACAUACCUCGGAGAGAAGCAAGUUUUUUUCCAUCUUCUAUUUAUCCAUUAAUGCUGGAAGUUUGAUCUCCACGUUUGUAACUCCUGUAUUAAGAGGGGAUGUGAAAUGCUUUGGAGAGGAUUGUUAUGCACUGGCUUUUGGUGUCCCAGCAGCAUUGAUGGUGUUGGCGCUUGUUGUAUUCAUUGCUGGAAGUGGACUGUACAGAAAAACACCACCACGAGGGAACAUCUUAUUGGAAGUGUGUAAAUGCAUCGGUUUUGCUAUUAAAAACCGUCUGAAAAACCGCUCCAGUCAGAUUCCAAAGAGAGAUCACUGGCUGGACUGGGCAUCAGAAAAAUACUCGAAACAGCUGAUUGGGGAGAUUAAAAUGGUGACACGAGUUCUCUUCCUCUUUAUACCACUGCCAAUGUUCUGGGCCCUGUUUGAUCAGCAGGGAUCCAGGUGGACUUUGCAAGCCACAAAAAUGAAUGCUGAUUUUGGAAUAUAUGUCCUUCAGCCUGACCAAAUGCAGUUCUUAAAUCCACUUCUUAUUCUUGUCUUCAUCCCCAUUUUUGACCUUGGGCUCUAUCCCCUGAUAAACAUGUGCAAAUUUAAUUUCACACCAAUUAGGAAAAUGGCAACAGGUAUGAUCCUUGCAGGGAUGGCGUUUGGACUUGCAGCUAUUGUAGAAGUCAAAAUAAAUGAAACUGAUAUGCCUCGACUUGUCUCAGAAGAAAGUUUAAUUCGGGUCCUGAAUUUGGCAAAGAACCCUGUUCAAGUGACAAUCCAAGACAAGGACUUAUUUCAGCAGCCUGUGGAGGCUUUUCAGAACCCAGCUGAGUACUCAAAAUUAGUAUUGAAUGGAGAGCAACAGAGCCUUCGCUUCACCCUGCAAUAUCAAGGAUUGUCUCUUCCUUUUAACUACACCAUGAAGGAAAAAUCAGUAUACAGCUUAAUUGUUUUUGAGGCAGGAGGAAACCUAUCAAGCCGCUUAAUUACAGAUUUGGAAGCAAAGCCAGAAAAUGGUUUGGCAGCUGUUAGAUUCAUUAAUGGUUUGAACCAAGAUGUCAACCUCACCAUUGACAGCAAAUGGUUCAUUGCUGUUCAGAGAAACUACAGUGCUUCUGAGUACUCGCUGCUAGAGAGGGACAAAUAUAAUAAUGGAAAAUGCAUAACUGAAAUGGGAGAGUUUCCCCUGGAGCUAGGGCUGCUUGACUUCGGCGCGUCAUACACCAUUGUGAUAACUAACGUUUCUGGAGGUGCUGUUAAGACAUGGAAGUCAGAAGACAUAAAGGCCAACAAUGUCCAUAUGGCUUGGCAGUUACCACAAUACUUAUUAAUAUCUGCUGGGGAGGUGAUGUUCUCCAUUACAGGUCUGGCCUUCUCCUAUUCUCAGUCUCCGGCCAGCAUGAAGUCGGUGCUGCAGGCAGGCUGGCUGCUCACGGUGGCUGUUGGGAAUACCUUUGUGCUCGUUGUUGCCCAAGCUGCACCAAUGGCACAGUGGGCUGAAUUUGUCUUGUUCACUGUUCUCCUCUUUGCUGUGUGCAUUAUUUUCUCCAUCAUGGGAUAUUUCUAUGUCAGUGUGGAUCCAGAGGACCUAGAAGAAAAGGAAGAGAAGAGAGAGUCCCCAAGCAGAGGAAACAUGAUUAGUCUUGUUACUCAAAAAACAAAGCUCUAACACAUGAUGGGUUGGGAUUUUUUUUUUAAUCAGAAGAUGGGAGGGUAAAAGAAGGGUGGGGAAAAUGUUCUUUUAUUUUAUAGCAUUGUAGUCUUUAUUACUCAAAAUGUAGCCAUCUUCUAAAUGGGACAAAAUAGCCCUUUAUAAAAACAGUGGGGGUGCUAAAAUCAGAGCAAAACUCCCUGGGAAAGCUCCUCUGGUAUUAAAAGCCCUCAAGUAAAUACAGUGUAAUUUAAAACCUGUCUAUUUUUUUUAAGUAUAGGAUGCUUUCCUAUGAUUUGGUUUUAAACAUAUACUUAGGGCAGCAGGGAGGAAGGGUGGAAGGAAUGCCAUACGACAGCAAAUUUGGAGAUGCUGAGAGAAAAGAAUGAAAACUCAUUACAGGAACUGGGGAAGAAUAGACGUUACUGACAGGAGAACUUUUAAUGCUGUCACCGAGGACUGGAAGUGUUACAGUCCCAAAGGCUUUUAUCAUGUAACUCUCCUUACGAGUAUUUCACCCCAUUAUUGCAUAUUAUGAAUGGUCCUGAUUUAUGACUUUCACCUCCAGGCUCAGAAGUAAUAACAGGGAAUUAAAUUCUGCAGGCUAAAAUAUUCCCCAAACGCUACUGAAGAAGAUGUGUAUGCCACCAUCUCUCCGAUACUGACUUUUUUUUUCCUAGGAAGUUUAGCAACUGGUGGUUUCUUUGAAUAUAUGUGAUUAGAGAAUUGGUUUACACUUUGUUAUUUCAGAAAUCCAGGCAGUUACUUGCCAUCUUCCUAUAUAUUCUUUAUUGAGCAUUUCCUUUUACAGCACUUGCCACUGCAAGUUAGGAUAAGGCUGAUUUCUUAUCUCAUCCUUCAGUUAUUCCCUACCGAGAGACACAUUGUGGCAGUGUCUAUAAAAUUCCAGACAUCCUGCAGAGAGUUAAACAAGGAUGCAUUUUAUCAUCUUUUCAGUCUACAAGAGAAGACCAUAGGAGAUUUUUCUUUUUCCGCCCUGUUUUUGUGUCUCUCUACUAAACUUUGGAUAUAGUUAUUUUAUCAGAAGUGUGAUAUAACUGUCUGAUUUUCCUGGGUUGUGUGAAUCUGUGAUUUCACAUUCUGCAUAGAAGUAAUUCAACCAUUGCUGAUCUAGUAAAACUCCCGAGGCAGUCUCUGCCUUCGUCUGUCCUCCAAGGCUGCAGUUGUAACAGGUAUGUCCUAAUUUACAAGAAGUUGUCAAUAGGAUCUUCAGGUUCACAGAGAAUAGAUACUAAAUGAUGCCUUCCUUUUCUAUCUUGGCAUUGGCCAUAAUUGUUUGCUGAUGCUUUGAUUCAGGAGAUUACAAAAUACAUGUUAAUUUAACUCGUGUUCAGGACAGUGCUAGGGAAUACACUUAGUUUGACACCUCUGCUACUUUAAUGUGCUGCUUUGUGUAUGUGUGUCUUCUCCGGCGAGACUGAGAAAACCCCACUUUUUGGUUUAUAACUGGAAGACUCACAGCCUAAGAUU